Molecule: messenger RNA, 855 nt
Organism: Hyla sarda
Lineage: Eukaryota; Metazoa; Chordata; Amphibia; Anura; Hylidae
Product: lymphotoxin-alpha-like
Exons: 5
Coding region: 163-795 (210 amino acids)
Biological process (GO): immune response
Cellular component (GO): membrane
Molecular function (GO): tumor necrosis factor receptor binding
Source: RefSeq, a predicted model, not a curated record
CGGGCAUACACACCCUUAAUAUAUUGUGUUUAACACACUAGUGCUUAUAUCCAUAGUGUAUAUACCAUCUACUACUAUUCAUCCUUUCUACUGGGGUACAUCAAUCAAUAUAUAUCACAGAGCUGCCAACUACAGCAUCCUUCCGAUCUCAAAGCUGCCACCAUGCCUGUGACAUUCCCCAGAAGAACACCGUCUUGGAAGAGCCUUGCUACUUCAAGAAUGGGAACCCUGAUGACCCUUUUCUGCAUCAUGUGUCUUGCAGCCGGGACCCCAGUGCAGAAGGAAGCCGGGACAUCGCAUCGCCAACAAUCAGCAGAAUCAGCACCAAGAUCUUCUGAGAGACCGGCUGCACAUUUUCAAGCUGAUCCACAUGAUCCCAAUCUAAACCUUCUGACAUGGGCGCCUGGCGUAGAUAACUCCUUUACCCAAGGAGAAUUGACCCUCAGGAACAACCAACUGCACAUCGAGCAGAAAGGCCUGUACUUUAUAUACACCCAGGCCACCUUCGGAGGGACACAGUGUCCCCAGGACAACAAUCUUGUCUCCCUUAGUGUCAUUCUGGAGUCCGUCGAGCAUGGACAAGGACUGCAGAUUCUUCGAGCAGAUAAAACACCUUGUGAACUGCCCGGAGUCAUCUCGGCCAAUAAAGGGACCCGGGCCGGGUGGAACAAGUCCAUAUUUCAAGGAGGUGCAUUUAAGCUUGAAAGGGGGGAUAAAGUGUAUGUGCUGACAGUUGGAACAAAAUAUAUUAAGAGGGAAAAUGGGGCAACCUACUUUGGUGCUUAUGCCUUGUAAGACCAAGACCAACAUCCAUAUGUCUUACUAAUUCGAUUCGUCACGAACUUCUCGGCUCGG